Scophthalmus maximus (turbot) is the source of this 1467-nucleotide messenger RNA. It is a transcript of the gene trdmt1, whose product is annotated as tRNA aspartic acid methyltransferase 1. The coding region runs from base 91 to 1245 and encodes 384 amino acids. Lineage: Eukaryota; Metazoa; Chordata; Actinopteri; Pleuronectiformes; Scophthalmidae. The record is from RefSeq and is a predicted model, not a curated record. The transcript has 11 exons. Gene Ontology annotation, molecular function: methyltransferase activity.
UAAUGCGCCAAUCCGUUGAUUUGAGCAGCAUCAGGAACAGCUGCAGUUCAGUGAGCAGAGAGGAGGAGACCGAGCAGACCGUCAUGUGUCAUGGAGAGUGUGCGGGUGCUGGAGCUGUACAGUGGGAUCGGAGGGAUGCAUUAUGCCUUGAAGGAGAGUGGCGUACCCGGGCAGGUAGUGGCUGCUGUCGACAUAAACACCACAACCAAUCAGAUCUACAGGCACAAUUUCCCUGACACCCCGCUGUGGAACAAGACCAUUGAGGGCAUAACACUAGAUGACUUCAAUAAAUUAUCUUUCGACAUGAUUUUGAUGAGCCCUCCUUGUCAGCCUUUCACCAGGAUUGGUCUUCAGGGCGACAUUCAGGACCCCAGAACCAAGAGCCUCCUCUACAUCCUCGAUCUGCUGCCAAGGCUGUCCAGGCUUCCCCGCUUCAUCCUGCUGGAGAAUGUGAAAGGCUUUGAGACCUCCUCUGCCAGGGAACUUUUGGUGAAAACACUGACGGAGUGCGGAUAUACUUUCCAGGAGAUCAUGGUCUCACCCACAAGUGUUGGGAUCCCAAAUUCAAGACUACGUUAUUUCCUGAUUGCCAAGACUGCAACGGAAACCUUAAGCACCCAGACAAAGAUUUCAGAAGCCUUCCCACAUCUUGCUAAGGGUGAUUCCUCCGAGCUGCCCCCGGUCUUGGGUCCUACCCACCCAGGUGCCUGCCGGCCAGAAGAGGACGUGCAGCAGGGUCCCGUCCUGUAUAAACUCGAGACGGCAACCGAUGCCCAGAGGAAGAUGAAUCAGAACAACGAUCUGUCCGUCAGGCAGAUCCAAGACUUCCUGGAACCACAGAUGGAAGAAGAAAACUCGGAGCGUUAUCUCCUUCCUCCGAAAACACUGCUGCGAUAUGCCGUGCUCUUGGACAUUGUUCAGCCCACAUGCAGGAGAUCCGUCUGCUUUACCAAAGGCUAUGGACGAUACGUGGAGGGAACUGGCUCAGUUCUGCAGGGCUGUAUGGAAACAGAGAUGGAGAGUGUGUUCACUGGUCUGGAUCAGUGCUCUGAAGAAGAAAAACUGGAGCGGCUACGGAAACUGAAGCUGCGAUAUUUUACUCCUCGAGAAGUUGCCAACCUCAUGGGUUUCCCUCAGAGCUUCUCCUUUCCAGAGCAGAUCUCCACCAGGCAGCAGUACAAAGCUCUGGGGAACAGCCUGAAUGUCGAGGUGGUGGCCAGACUCUUACGACUGCUGCUCUUCUAGAAGAAGAGCACUUUAUUUUGUCAUUGUUGAUUAUAUAUAUUUAUAUAUGUAUAGUCUAGUUAUUGCCAGACUUGUGUACUGAUGAAAUGUUGGUCAAAAAUACUUCAGUGAAGUAUUCUAUUGACAGUAAAACUGCACAUUUUCGCUUGGAACUCAUAUAUAUUUGUUUUCUACUUUUUUCUUAUACACAAAAUAAAAACAAACAACACAUGAAACACAUUA